Messenger RNA from Sinocyclocheilus rhinocerous, 1445 nucleotides. RefSeq names its product class I histocompatibility antigen, F10 alpha chain-like. Gene Ontology annotation, cellular component: external side of plasma membrane. Lineage: Eukaryota; Metazoa; Chordata; Actinopteri; Cypriniformes; Cyprinidae. Bases 17 to 1105 code for a protein of 362 amino acids. The transcript is spliced from 6 exons. The record is from RefSeq and is a predicted model, not a curated record. Gene Ontology annotation, biological process: immune response.
UGGAUUUUCGUCCGUAAUGAACUUAAUCAUUUUCUUCAUCUACAUGCCUUUUCCUCAUUUAGUUUACUCGGAGUUGCACACAUUCAUCACUACUUACACUGGAAUCAGUGGAAAGGCGAUUGCAGGAACUCCAGAGUUUUCUGCUGUAACUACACUGGAUGGACAGCAGAUGGAUUAUUAUGACAGUGAGAUAAAGAAGCUGAUUCCCAAACAGGUCUGGAUGAAGGAGUUUGCAUCUGAUGGAAUGUGGAAAAAAGACUCUGCGAUCAGAGAACAUGUGGCGCAGAUCUACAAGACCAAUAUUGCUGUUCUAAUGCAGCGAUUCAAUCAGACACGUGGUGUUCAUACGUAUCAGAGGAUGUAUGGAUGUGGUUGGGAUGAUGAGACGGACAUCAAAUAUGGGUUUGAUCAGUAUGGUUAUGAUGGAGAGGAUUUUCUCACACUAGACAUGAAGAACAGCAGCUACACUGCAUCUGUACCGCAGGCACAAACCACAGUGCAAAAAUGGAAUAACAGAGAACAACUUGCAUUAUUACUACUGUACUUCAAACAUGAGUGCAUUUACUGGAUGAAGGAGUUUUUAAACUUGUCUAAAGCUGCUUUUGAGAAAACAGAGCCUCCUGAGGUGUCUCUGUUGCAGAGGAACCCAGACUAUUAUGUGGAGUGUCACGUCACAGGGUUUCACUCCAGAAACACAACCAUUACGUGGAGGGAGAAUGGACAAGCUAUAAAUGAUUCUAGAAAAUUGGUGAAGCCAGGAAAGAUACUACCAAAUGGAGACGGGACCUUCCAGAAGAAUGUUACCCUCUAUGUCCUUCCAGAUGAAUGGAGGAUGGAUCAGUAUGCUUGUGUGGUGGAGCACAAGAGUUUUACAGAGACAAUCCAGAAGAUUCUGACUGAGGAUGAGAUCAGAAUUAUUAAAAAAUGUACAGCAGGCUCACCAUCAUCACCACCACCACCACCACAUUCUUUAUAUAUCAUAUAUAUCAUACUUUUCCUAGUCAUUUGCCUAGUUAGUUUUGCACUGAUUGUACGUUGGAAAUGCUGGAGUAGAUUCAAAGCUCCCUACAAGAAGGUUCCCAAAAAACCUUCAAGACUUCAAUGAUUGUGUACAGAACAGCAAUGGGCUCCACAACCUCUGACAAGUGUGCAUCCCCUCCAAAAGCCUGUGGUCUGUGAGUGAGUAGUGCCUCAUGGUACCAUCGCAGAAAGACACAAAAUCACUUUCCAGAACAUUCACCUGCACAGUUCCUCACUGGUGGAGUGAUAUAAUCCCAUAUAAAUCCCAUAUAAUGUUUAACAAACAUCCAAACCAGGGUGUCCAAUCCUGCUAUUGGAAGGCAGCUCUAGUCCUAAUUAAACACACCUGUAUCAGCUAAUCAAUGUCUAAAGGAUCACAAAACGUUCAGGAAGGUGUGUUGGAGUUAAACUACCCAGAUCGCACA